AUUCUCUCAUCAUCCCAUUCCCAUUACCAUUCCCAUUCUCAUUUUUCCUCUCUGACUCUGACUCUUUCUCUCUCUCAUUCUUGUUUCUCACUCAUUCCCAAAAGUCGAGAGCCUAUCGAUUUCAUGCCUGCAAAUUAAUCUCCAUCGCAUACUACCAAAAAGCAAAUGCUAAAUUUCUGAAAGAGUUAUUGAUGGCGAUAGUUUGGUCCCUUUCAUCAUCAUUACUACAAUAUAUAUAAUAUUUAUCGACCUUUUCAGAUCUUUAGGUUUUUCAAUUUCCCCACCUUUAAUUUGAUUAAUUUUCUACCGGAAAGCCAAAGACAAUACUUUUCUGAGCGAUUUCUUGCCGGCGAUGGACGGUGAGGAUUUCUCCGACUUCCUCGAGGAAUCUACCAACUUCGCAGCAGAUGACAUCUUCAGCAUUCUUGAAGCCUUCGAAAACUCCUGCAACAACAACAACAGUUCUACUGUUAAUGGUAAUAACAAUAAUGAUAAUAAUAAUAUUAAUGGAUCUGCAGGGUUGGGUGAAUCUGUUGCAGAUGGGAGUACUGGUUUUGAGUUCCAUUCUCCACUUCAUAAUCAAGAAUCGUUGGAGACUAAUAAUUCGCCUAAGAGACAGAAGCUGAUGAUGAUCAACCUUAAUAAUUCCGAAGAAGGGCUGCUGCAGGUGCAGAAGAUCUCACACAUUACUGUUGAGAGGAACCGAAGAAAGCAGAUGAACGAACACCUUGCUGUGCUUCGUGCUUUGAUGCCUUGUUUCUAUGUCAAAAGGGGCGACCAAGCAUCCAUUAUCGGAGGUGUGGUGAGUUACAUCACAGAGCUACAGCAGAUCCUCCAAUCCUUGGAAUCGAAGAAGCAAAGGAAAUCCUACGCCGAAGCCGCCGCCGUUUUAAGCCCUAGACUCUCCCCACGUCCCUCGCCGGCGGGAUUCAGCCCGCGGCGGCCGCCGUUGAGCCCCGGCGGCGCGUGCAGACUCAGCGGCCAGCUUCCGAUAAGCCCGAGAACACCCCAACCAAGCAGCCCGUACAAGCCGAGGCUGCACAGCAGCUACCUCAACUCCUCGCCGGCGGCGGCGGCGGCGGCGCCGCCGUCACUUCCCAGCCCCGUCGAUCUCUCCCCCUGCAGCAACUCCUCUACCUCCUCCAUCAACGAUAGCCUGAACGAGCUCGUCGCCUCUUCGAAAUCGGCCAUGGCGGAAGUGGAGGUGAAAUUCUCCGGCCCCAAUUUGCUGCUCAAAACGGCGUCGCAUCGCCUCCGCGGCCAGGCUGUGAAGAUCGUCGCCGCCCUUGACGAACUCGCCCUCGAAACGCUGCAGAUGAACGUCAGUACAAUCGACGAAACCAUGCUCUAUUCUUUCACGAUUAAGGUCGGGAUCGAUUGCCAGCUCAGUGCAGAAGAAUUGGCGGAGCAGAUUCAGCAGACAUUCUGCUAAUUUAAUCAAAGCUCUUGUCGAAACGACGAUGAUAUUAAUUGCACUACUGUCAGGUCCUUCCCAACCCUAACUGCCCUACUGUACCUUCCUCGCGUUUUCAAUUAAAAGCGCUCUUCUGCCAAUUGCGACAUCACUCAGCCAAAUGCGAGAAAGCGUGCUUUACUAUUAUUGUUAUUGGAGCAUUAUUUUUGUUCUCUUUAAAUUUUUAAUCAACCUGUAAUUGUAGAUUACGAUAUAGUCAAGUGGAUCCCUACUUUCUUUUCCCAUAUUUCAAAAUUUUCUGAAGGCCGGAUUAUUUAUUUAAUUAUUCAAAUGUUUUUAUUUAUUUCCGCCUCAUAAAUAUUCAUAGGUAAAUAACACAUU
Molecule: messenger RNA, 1795 nt
Organism: Andrographis paniculata
Lineage: Eukaryota; Viridiplantae; Streptophyta; Magnoliopsida; Lamiales; Acanthaceae
Product: transcription factor SPEECHLESS-like
Exons: 3
Coding region: 353-1432 (359 amino acids)
Biological process (GO): guard cell differentiation; positive regulation of DNA-templated transcription; stomatal complex development
Cellular component (GO): nucleus
Molecular function (GO): DNA-binding transcription factor activity; protein dimerization activity
Source: RefSeq, a predicted model, not a curated record